UUCACCUCUCCACUUAUAUAGAACCACCAACCAGACUCGCCAUCCCCAACCCCUUGCCACCGCUGCCUCCUGGCCGGGCGGCUCUUCAUGCUGCCACGGCUCAGGCAAUCCCAUACAUUGUCUAGUUUGAAUUUCGGGGAAGGACAUUCGAAUCGAACUGCUCAAAAAAUCAGACGGAGAGAAUUUAUACGACGUGCCCCAAACCCCUGAAGGUACGUACUCAAAGCCGCAGGAGAUAUGAAUAAAGACGAGCCUCAAGAAAGCCCCAUUGUUUUAUCGUCAUCAUAUUCAUCGCCAUCCUUGUCGUCCCCAAGCGAAUCGGAUGUGGAAGAGCUACAACCGAUGCCAUUUGGCCCGGCUAAGAAGAAUAGCCGCAGGUGCCUAUCCAAACAGCUUUCGAUGUGCGAGACCCCACGGGACAUUGCAUGGGAGAAGCGGAGGCGGCAGAUCCUUCACCAAGAAAGGAAGAAGAACGGAAUUAACGACUCCGAUGAUAUCACCGACGAGGAUUUGAAUGAGCUCAAAGGGUGCAUAGAUCUAGGGUUUGGGUUCAAAGAGGAGGAGGGUGUACAAGAGUUGUGCAACACUUUGCCGGCCCUCGACAUUUACUUCGCUGUGAACAGGCAGUUGUCACCGAGCCCGGUAUCAACACCGCAGAGCAAUGGAUCAUCACUGUCAUUUUCGAUGUCGUCGUCCUCGCUUGGUGGAGGAUCUUCAUCCUAUGGCAGUCCUAGGAGCGAUUCCGACACAUGGAAGAUUUGUUGUCCAGGUAAGUUUUAAAUGCAUACGUAGAAAAUGUGUGAAGACAAUCUCAGCCUCUCAAAUGGGCUGACGGUGCUCAGCAAAUGAAUUGCUUUUAAAGAAUUUCCUCUCGUGGUAAAAGCUGAUUGUACAUCCUCUAUGCAUCAAACCGCUCAUUUGUUCUAAUAAUUUUGUUCUUCUUUGCUCUUGGCGAUUGACAUCUGUUUUGUAGGAGACAGUCCUCAGCAAGUGAAAACCAAGUUGAGGCAUUGGGCUCAAGCUGUGGCAUGUUCCGUGAGGCUGCAGAAGGAUGGCCUGUUGUAAUUGCAAAAGCAGGAAAAGAGGGAGAGUGGUUUGGUUAAAUCAGGGUCUUCCCUUCCCAUUGAUCUUUCUGAUAGCCUAAUAGACAAAAAAAGAAAAAGAAAAA
Messenger RNA from Eucalyptus grandis, 1168 nucleotides. RefSeq lists its product as uncharacterized. The record is from RefSeq and is a predicted model, not a curated record. Bases 238 to 780 code for a protein of 180 amino acids. NCBI's taxonomy places the organism in Eukaryota, Viridiplantae, Streptophyta, Magnoliopsida, Myrtales, Myrtaceae. The transcript has a single exon.